This is a messenger RNA of Acaulospora colombiana, 533 nucleotides long. Lineage: Eukaryota; Fungi; Glomeromycota; Glomeromycetes; Diversisporales; Acaulosporaceae. The record is from the annotation of a GenBank genome assembly.
GAACUGGGUCCGCCGCUAUCAAUCUCAACAAGAAUGGAACUAUGCAGCGUACUCCAAUCACCGGUUUCUAUAAAGUAUCCUUAAUGAAGAUGCUUUGCUCCCUUGGACAAACACCAUCAACCUAUGGACUCCCCCUGGAGGGUGCAGUUUCUCUUGAUGAAAUUAGAAAGAAGGCGGAUAGACCUGUCGUAGUAUUCCCAGAAUGUACUACCAGCAACGGACGAGGUCUACUUCGCUUUGCUGAAGUCUUUGACCCCGCCACCCCAAUUCCUGUCAAACAGUAUAACGUGUUUAUCAUAUACGAUUCUCCCACCCACUGUAAUCCCACUGCUACUCGCUCAAUUCCUUCUCCCAUUCCAGUCCCUCUUCCAGAGCCACUCAUUCAACUAUUGACCAUUCCAUUUGAGCCUUCACCAUUGAGCAUCCGACUUUUGCCCCUUUCUGAGAGCCCUAGCGCCGGUUCUUUCUUAUCUAGUGACAUUUUCGCUGCUGGUGGAGUGCGAGACACGCUGACUGAGGCGUGUUCUGUGUUG